Molecule: messenger RNA, 210 nt
Organism: Penicillium soppii
Lineage: Eukaryota; Fungi; Ascomycota; Eurotiomycetes; Eurotiales; Aspergillaceae
Exons: 1
Coding region: 1-210 (69 amino acids)
Source: RefSeq, a predicted model, not a curated record
AUGUCUUCCCCCGGACAGCUCGAGACGACCGGCACUACACCCCCCUUUACCGCGGAAAAACUGGAGCAGAUCACAAGAAGAUUACAAAAUCUGAGUCUAGAGAGCAGGGAAACGGCAAAUACUGGAGGUUUCACGGCGCUGGUGACACCUACUCUUCAACAUAGGCCCUCAUCACCCGGUCUUAACUACGCUACAGUAUUUCUCCAUUAA